AGUCUUGUGAAUUGCCUCCAGAGAAGAAAGGACUUGCACUCCGAAUCACCGCUUGCCUGCGUCAUCAGUGUAGUUCACUUUCCCAGUCUCUAGGGGGAAGUACUGGAUAUUGAUAUGAAAAGAAAGUACCAGUUAAACUAGUUACAACAUUGCAACGUGGAAAGUUUGAACUUUGCACUUCAGUGAGUAGUUUCACAAAAGGGGUUCACGAGUUUUGCUAUUAAUAGGCUACAAGUACCACUUAAAAUGGCGUUCUAACUGGUUGUUACUGUAACCGUGCGUCAAAAGAGUAUGACACUUAAAUCUAAUAAAUAAAUCCCGUGUAAUUAGAGUAUUAGUAACGAGACGCAAUGGAGGAGCAUUCGCGGUUAUUUUGAUAUCGGUUGCUAUGUUAUUGGCUGUUUUCUACUAGGACUUAUUCCACUGCUGAUCAACCUUUCCCAGCAAAAAAUGCAGCUUGUCCCAGUGCUGGGGGCAGGACUUCUGUGUGGUACUGCACUGGCGAUAAUCAUUCCUGAGGUGCAAUUAGUAGAGGAGUCAUGGAAAGACUCGUACUGCUCUGCUGCAACAGCUAAGCAGAAUAGUACGAACUCAAAUUCAACUCUGGAGCCAUCCUCGGAGAAAGGCCUGCAUCCACACGUAAUCAUAGGAGCCUCCCUGGUCCUGGGCUUUACACUUAUGUUUGUGGUUGAUCAGAUUUGCUAACUACGUUCUGCAAAUGUGUCCAGAGCAAGCAUAUACAAUGGCAGUAGCAUCACCACUACUUUGGGGCUUCUCAUCCAUGCUGCAGCUGACGGUGUUGCUCUGGGUGCCGCUGUGGCCUCCUCUCAAGUGUCUGUUCAGGUCAUUGUUUUCUUCGCUGUGAUCUUGCACAAGGCUCCAGCUGCAUUUGGUCUUGUCUCUUUCCUCAUGUAUGCCGGCCUAGAGAGGAGCACUGUUCAGAAGCACCUCCUGGGUUUCUCCAUGGCAGCACCACUGCUGGCUGUCAGCACCUACUUCCUCUUAAGUGUGACUGGAGGCUCUUCACAAUACCGCCUCAGUGCCACAGGGAUUGGAAUGCUGGUCUCAGCUGGGACGUUCCUUUAUGUGGCUACCGUGCAUGUUCUGCCUGAGAUUUACAGCAGGGGGCAGCAGAGGACCACUCAUUUUCACCACCAUGCAGGAGUAGGGCUCUCCCAGCAGGGGGGACUAGGCCUCAUGGAAAGCGUCUUUCUCGUCACUGGAGCUGGGCUCCCUGUGCUCUUGGCCUUUAGUCUACCUGAUGAUUGAUAUCCUCACAAACCAUGGUGUUGCCAAAAAUUAGUGAUGGGAUGGAAUGACAAUGAUUCUUAAAAAAUACAUUUUAGACAUGACAAAGUAUGAUGAGUAUAACUUUUUGUGAUUUUGUUUACUUAUUGCUGUUUUUACUUGCUUGUUUACUUAUUGCUGUCUCAUUUACCAGGCUCUACACAGCACUGAAUGUUACAACAACACUUUUAUAUUUUUAUAUAAAGCCUCAGUGAAGGCUGUGUAUUUGCCUGAAAUUCAGGUUUAAAUUCAGUUUUGUCCAGGGACACGAUCAGUGAUGUGCAGCACUGUAUCAUUUUAGACCUUACUGGCCAAAAUGAUUUAACUCAUACUCAGAGUAACAAUCAAAAUAUUCCAGGCAAAUGAAUGUUUGAUUAUUUUAUCAGUAAAAACAUAAGCAAAUGGUAGCAUGGUCCUGUUAUCGAACAUCUCUCAAGAUGUUCAUAGGAGAAAUUAAAUGGCAGAUACUGCCUCAGGAACAGAACUAUCUGCAGAGGAACUUAUAUGUGUGAAAUGUGUGUGUUGGAUGUGCAAAUACAUUUUGUUUCACUUUAUUGGCAGGAAAGUUUUAUAUAGUGAAACAAUGGCCAUAAUUAAUGUAAUAGUGUUUUACCUUUUAUGAACUAUAUCUGAGAGUCCAGUUUUUUGUUUUUUUUCUUGGACAGAUUUCCAUAACAUCACUUCUGCUGUGCGAUACAUAAAUGCAAUGAAGCAAUCUCUCUUCAUGUAGUGUUAGUUUAUUGCCAUUUUUAUACUGAGUCUUCUGUUUGAAUGCAAUGAGUGUAUAAUGAACUGUAUGUAUCAGUAUUGCGUGUAAAUGGACGUGUUCUGUCAUGUUUCCCUGCACUGCUAUAAUGUACAAAGCUCUUCGGUGGCUUGUGACUGGAUACAGCUAGUUACAAGCUUGUAGCUGAAGCUAAACUUUUAACUCUGAUUAUACACUAGAAAAGAAUGCCUUUCUGUGUGUGAAUCAGGAUAUUUUAUAAUAUGUGCUUAAAAUGACUAAAUAACCUUUAAUUUAUUUCUGAUAAAUUGCUAUACUUCCUUAUUUUAUACGGUAAACAAUAUGUCGGCCACAGUGCUGACACAAUGAGAAGAUUGCUUUAAAAGCCUAAACAUUUCACUUUCUCAGGUUUCACUCUUCAUUUUUUAAAUCAUUUUAACAAUACGGAGCAUUUCCGAAUUUUGCACCACCAUCUUUCAAAAUGCCAUAUGUCACUCAUUAAUUUCUAUGACUCUCACAUCCUUUUUAUCAUCCUUGUAGGGAAAGAUGUUUUCAUUACCCAGCACUCCUAAUAUGAGCUAAAAGAGUUACUACAUUUGUGAUUUAAUCCUUGUUGCUGAUAAUGACUUAACAAUGCAGUCUAUUAUAUGUUAUAUACAUCUUCCAUUUUAUGGUUUUUAAGACAUUUUGUCUUUUGUAUUUUGAUGCUGCAUUGUUGCUUUGUACCUCAUGACUAAUCCUCUGUUUUACUCUAUUAUCCUAUUAUUCUGAAAAAAUAUUUCUUGUCCCUGGGCCUGUGUGCGUGCAGGAGCAUAACAUUAGUAGGUUUGUGGCUCGAGUCCCACUGAUUUACAUUUUGGAGUCUCUUUCCCAGUGGAACUUGUAUGAGGAGCUGAAAGGCAGCUGGUUGCAGUGUUCACUUUGUCAAGCGGUCCAGGUGGAGGACCCAUACUUUUUUAAAGUUGCUUUGUGAUAACUCGUGUUGUAAAAAGUGCUAUAUAAAUAAACCUGACCUUCUCCCUCAUAGGAGGAAGCUCAAGCCACCUUCUGGCUCCACUC
This is a messenger RNA of Electrophorus electricus (electric eel), 3070 nucleotides long. Its product is annotated as zinc transporter ZIP9. Gene Ontology annotation, molecular function: metal ion transmembrane transporter activity. Lineage: Eukaryota; Metazoa; Chordata; Actinopteri; Gymnotiformes; Gymnotidae. Gene Ontology annotation, biological process: zinc ion transport; transmembrane transport. The record is from RefSeq and is a predicted model, not a curated record. Gene Ontology annotation, cellular component: membrane.